Molecule: messenger RNA, 3928 nt
Organism: Labrus mixtus (cuckoo wrasse)
Lineage: Eukaryota; Metazoa; Chordata; Actinopteri; Labriformes; Labridae
Gene: rtel1
Product: regulator of telomere elongation helicase 1
Exons: 33
Coding region: 129-3668 (1179 amino acids)
Biological process (GO): regulation of double-strand break repair via homologous recombination; negative regulation of DNA recombination; negative regulation of t-circle formation
Cellular component (GO): nucleus
Molecular function (GO): ATP binding; DNA polymerase binding; hydrolase activity, acting on acid anhydrides, in phosphorus-containing anhydrides
Source: RefSeq, a predicted model, not a curated record
CAGACGUCUACAACUCAAGUUAUAAGUUGAAGUAAACCCGCAGUCAAGAGGAAGCUUCUCAAAGUGCGUCAUUUUUUAAAACUGCGUUAUCUUGUUUAUUGCUGCUACUGACUAAAGCUAAGAGAUUCAUGAUGACUUCACUGACUCUGGACGGAGUCACGGUGAAGUUUCCUUUUCCUCCUUAUGACUGUCAGAAGGACUACAUGAGCAAAGUGGUUGAAUGUCUUCAAAAGAAGGUGAAUGGGGUCCUGGAGAGUCCCACAGGUACAGGUAAGACCCUGUGCCUGCUCUGUGCCACCCUGGCCUGGAGAGAGCACUUUAAGGACACCAUCUCCGCCCGUAAGAUAUCAGAGAAGCUGGGCGGGGAGGAGAUGUUCCCGAACACACCCAUGGCAUCAUGGGGGACGGCCGCCACAGACGGAGACACACCGACCUACUACACAGAUGUUCCAAAGAUCAUAUAUGCAUCCAGGACACACUCUCAGCUGGCACAGGUGAUCAGCGAGUUAAAGAACACUUCAUACAGACCUAAGGUGUGUGUGCUGGGAUCCAGAGAGCAGCUGUGUAUCAACCCGGAAGUGAUGCGUCAGGAGAGCAACCACGUGAAGGUCCAUAUGUGCAGAGCAAAGGUCUCCACCAGGUCGUGUGUCUUCUACAAUAAUGUUGAAGAGAAGAGCACUGACAAAGACUUGGUAAACUCUAUCCUCGACGUGGAAGAUUUGGUGAAAUAUGGCAACAAACAUAGGGCUUGUCCUUACUACCUCUCCCGUUCCUUGAAACAGCAAGCAGACAUCAUAUUUAUGCCGUAUAACUACCUGCUGGAUCCAAAGAGUCGCAGGGCGCACAACAUCGAGCUAAAAGGAGCCGUGGUCAUCUUUGAUGAAGCUCACAAUGUGGAGAAGACGUGUGAAGAAUCGACCUCAUUCGACCUGACGCCUUACGACGUAGCCUCGGCCAUCACAGCUGUGGACCGGCUGCUGUCUGAGCAGGCGAAAGGCGUCGGCAACGGAGACUCCGUGUCCGAAGACUUCAACGUAGAAUCACUCAACUCGGGUUUAAAAUUAGACAUUCAGUCGGUCGCUAAGAUCAAACAAAUUCUGCUGGAUCUGGAAGCCGCCAUCGAUUCCUACGAUGUCCCAGGUGACAGAGGCAUCACAAAGCCAGGAAUCUUCAUCUACGAGCUGCUGGAGAGAGCACACCUGACCUACGACACCAAGACGCCCGUUUAUGAAGCUCUGGAGCAGAUCAGCGGACACUUAGCAGGACAGUCGGGAAUAUUCAUGAACACAGGGGGACUGCAGAAGCUGUCGGAUAUCAUUCAGCUCGUGUUUUGUGGUGAACCAACAGAAAAGGACCGACAGCUGAGGAUGCAGUCCAACACGGCUCAUUUUAAGGUUCACAUCCACCGAGACACCAGCAAUCAGAAGAAGAAGAACACUGAUGUUUGGGCUUCGUCUUCAUCAAAGAAACAAGGAAACAUUUUGAGCUAUUGGUGCUUUUCUCCGGGCUUCAGCAUGCAGGAUCUGAAGAAUCAGGAAGUCCGCUGCAUCAUUCUGACCAGCGGGACGCUCUCCCCUCUGACCUCGUUCACCUCUGAGAUGAGGAUAGAAUUCCCGGUGACUCUGGAGAACAAACACGUGAUCGAGCGGGAUCAGAUCUUUGUCACUGUCAUCGAUCGAGGCCCCGAUGGAGUCGAGUUAAGUUCAGCAUUCGACAGAAGGUUUAUUCCUGAAAACAUGGCGUCCUUAGGAAACACAAUUGCCAACCUGAGCCGAGUGGUCCCUCAUGGCCUCUUGGUGUUUUUUCCCUCCUUCCCUUUGAUGGAGAAAACUCUGGAGUUCUGGAGAGCUCACGGACAUGCAGACCGCAUAGAGAACGUGAAGCCCAUGUUCGUUGAACCGAAAGGAAAGGGAACCUUUAACGAGGUUAUUGACGGAUAUUACAGCAAAGUCAACGAUCCAGCAUCCAAAGGGGGGUCUUUCUUUGCAGUGACCCGAGGGAAGGCCAGUGAGGGUCUGGAUUUUGCCAACACCUUUGGUCGGGGUGUCAUCAUCACCGGCCUUCCUUUCCCUCCAAGGAUGGACCCUCGAGUCGUCCUGAAGAUGCAGUUCUUGGAUGAGAUGAGCAGAAAGAAAGUUCCAGGGAUGAAGUACCUGUCUGGUCAGGAGUGGUAUCGGCAGCAGGCUUUCAGAGCCGUGAAUCAGGCCAUCGGUCGAGUGAUUCGACACAAAGACGACUACGGAGCCAUCUUCCUGUGUGAUCAGAGGUUUAAAGGCUUCUCCGCCCGGGAUCAGCUUCCAGCGUGGGUCAAGCCUUACGUGCGUGUUUCCGACAGCUUCGGGAACAUAGUCCGAGACGUCUCUCAGUUCUUCAGGGUCGCACAGAAACUGAGGCCUUUCGUGGAGAAGAAAGCUCCUGCUGAGCAGAGCGGUGGGACAGCGUGGGAACCUGCCCCUCAAUCCUCUGGCUUCACUUCGUGCUCCGCCUCCCAAAGCUCGAAUGCGCAGAAGGCCAAGGCGCUGGACGCUCACCUGCCCAGCCUGAAGAGGAGGAGACUCAACGAUAAAGCUGGAGCGGCCGGGAUGGCCAAGAUCUGCAUCGAGUACGAGCAGGAGGUGCAGGAGAGUCACAGGAGGCCGGUCAACCUGCUGGAUGCUCUGGAGCGAGGAGACCACUGCGGCGGAGAGGACGGGGAUACUCUUGUGGGAGAGGAGAGGGCAAGCCGUUUGUCCACGCUGUCUCUUCAAUAUGACAAGAGGAUGGAGGACGAGCUGCGGGGGGGCAAGCGGAAAAUCAAACUGGUCCAAGAGCAGAGAAAGAGCUCGUCUGUGGACGCUUCUGAUGAGGCGAAAGCCGGCAGAGCGAAAAACUUCCUGGCAGAGAUGAAGAAGUCUCUGAGCGCGGUGAACUUUGACCGCGUCGUGAAGGCUCUGCAGACAUACAAAAAGACGGACGACCUGGACGCGCUGCUGACUGAAGCCGCCGUCUUAACUGAAGACGCUAACACUCACAAUCUGCUGCGGGGCCUCUACCAGUUCGUUCGGCCUCAUCACAAGAAGAGGUUCGAUGAGAAAUGUCAGGAGCUGACGGGACACGGCUGCGGAUACAAACCGGAACACUCGCUGGCAAAGGACAUGAAGAAAGCUCUGGUGCAGAGCGCGUCAGACAGACAGCCUGCUGCAGGUCUCACCUCCUCCACCUCCUGCACUCAGCUGAACACUCAACAGCUCAACAAAGGAGGACAACAUCUGAGCCAGCAGGGACUAAAAGAACCUCCGAAAGGUUCUGCUCCAAAGAGUGAAGUCCACACCGCUUUUCUGGCCGAUGUGAAAAAAUCACUCGGCGCAGAGAAGUCGUCUCAGCUCUUCCAGGCCGUCCUGAGCUACAAGAAGAGCGACAGCUAUGAGAACCUGGUGAGCACGGUGGUGAGCUUAUUAACCGAGAGAGACGAGGACUUCAACCUGCUGAUCAGAUUUGGCACAUUUAUUCGCCCUCACCAUAAGAAGCAGUACAAAGAGAUGCUGGAUGCUCUGAUCGGUCGGUCGGAUUCUGCUAACGAUGUUUCUGCUGCUGUGAGGAACGUCCAGCAAGAGAACAAUUUAUCGUCGACGCCUUUGAAGACACAAAGCAAGAUAUCCGGUUUCUUUUCAAGCAGCCAAAGAAAAUAGAAUCAUGAACGUGUUUCACAAAGUUUGUUCAUGUUUCUGCUGAAUAAAAAAAACAUGAACCAGCCGAGCUCUGUUUCAGGGCAGCGGUCUGACUCAGUCCGUGUGUGAACGCUGAAAAUGGAUCCACCUCUCUGACCCGACGAUUUAAAUAAUGAACCGGAAUCGUUUUUGGACUCCUAACUUGAAGACUCGACACUCAGAUGUGAAAAAUGAUGUUGAUGGACAGAAUAUUUUAUUUAAUUAAAUGUAAAUGAACUCUA